Aspergillus chevalieri is the source of this 663-nucleotide messenger RNA. It is a transcript of the gene ERV25, whose product is annotated as emp24/gp25L/p24 family protein. The record is from RefSeq and is a predicted model, not a curated record. Gene Ontology annotation, cellular component: endoplasmic reticulum-Golgi intermediate compartment; Golgi apparatus; COPII-coated ER to Golgi transport vesicle. The coding region runs from base 1 to 663 and encodes 220 amino acids. Gene Ontology annotation, biological process: intracellular protein transport; endoplasmic reticulum to Golgi vesicle-mediated transport; Golgi organization. The transcript is spliced from 4 exons. NCBI's taxonomy places the organism in Eukaryota, Fungi, Ascomycota, Eurotiomycetes, Eurotiales, Aspergillaceae.
AUGGGAUUCACAUUAAAAUCACUCCUCCGCCCACUCCUCUCCCUCCUCGUCCUCGUGCAGUUGACAUCGGCGCUCCGAUUCGAUCUCCCCGCUGUCUCGGGCCACAGCUCGAAGAAUGAACGCUGCAUACGGAACUUUGUGCUGAAGGAUCAGCUGGUUGUGGUGACGGCGAUUGUAGAUGGGAAUAGGGGCGAUGGUCAGAUGGUCAACAUGCACAUCAAGGAUGCUCUUGGCAACGACCACGGCCGUCCGAAGGACGUCGCCGGCGAGACUCGCCAGGCCUUCACCUCUCCCGCGGACAUUGCGUUCGAUGUGUGCUUUGAGAACCAGCUCGUUUCGCACAACGCCGUCACCAACCCCUACCGCUCCAUCGAACUCGACAUCGAUAUCGGCGCCGACGCCCGCGACUGGUCCAGCAUCCAAGCGCAAGAAAAGCUCAAGCCUGUCGAGACCGAACUGCGCCGCAUUGAAGAGCUGGUCGCCGAGGUAGUGAAUGAGAUGGAGUACCUGCGUGCGCGGGAGCAGAAGCUGCGGGAUACCAAUGAGAGUACCAACGAGCGGGUUAAAUGGUUUGCGUUCGGGACGAUGGGGAUGCUCGUUGGGCUGGGGGCUUGGCAGGUUGUUUAUUUGCGAGCUUACUUUAGAUCCAAGCACCUUAUCUAG